UCUUUCUUUCUCUGCUUCUCCCGAAACGAAGAGAGAACUGGUCAAUAACCACAAGCAAAUAAGGGUACAACACCUUCUUCUCCUUCUCUCACUCUCAUUCGUUCAUCCACCUUCACCUUUUCCCCUUUCACCCAUUCACUCCCCUUAUUAAAUUUACCACUCUCACUUCCUCUCUUCACAACAACCUUUUCUCUCUACACAUUCCUCUAACUACACUUUUUACAUUUCUACUAACACUACUCUUACUAUUCCUUUUUCCUCAUUCUCCAUACCGUUUGCAGAACAAUGGCAUCCCAUAUUGUUGGAUACCCUCGCAUGGGUCCCAAGAGAGAGCUGAAGUUUGCUCUAGAGUCAUUCUGGGACGGGAAGAGCAGUGCAGAGGAUUUGCAGAAGGUGGCUUCUGAUCUCAGAGCAUCCAUCUGGAAACAAAUGACUGAUGCUGGGAUUAAGUACAUCCCCAGCAACACUUUCUCAUACUAUGAUCAGGUGCUCGAUACCACUGCCAUGCUUGGCGCCGUUCCAGCCAGAUAUGGGUGGACUGGCGGCGAGAUUGGGUUUGAUACCUUCUUUUCCAUGGCCAGAGGAAAUGCCUCUGUGCCGGCCAUGGAGAUGACCAAGUGGUUUGACACCAACUACCACUUUAUUGUCCCUGAAUUGGGACCUGAUAUGAAUUUUACUUAUGCUUCUCACAAGGCCGUGAAUGAGUACAAGGAGGCCAAGGCGCUUGGAGUAGAUACAGUUCCAGUCCUCGUCGGCCCUGUAACAUACUUGGCGCUCUCCAAACCUGCCAAGGGUGUUGAUAAAUCCUUUUGUACUCUUUCUCUCCUCCCAAAAAUCCUUGCUGUCUAUAAGGAAGUUGUGUCUGAUCUUAAAGCAGCUGGUGCUUCAUGGAUUCAAUUUGAUGAACCUAUCCUUGUCUUGGACCUUGAGUCUCAAAAGUUGCAAGCAAUUUCUACGGCAUACGCAGAACUUGAAUCUGCUUUAUCUGGCUUAAAUGUUCUCAUUGAGACCUACUUCGCUGACGUUACUGCCGAGGCAUACCAGACUCUCACAUCUCUUAAUGCAGCCACGGCAUUUGGAUUUGAUUUAGUCCGUGGAACUAAGACCCUUGAUCUAAUCAAGGGUGGAUUUCCCAGUGGAAAGUACUUGUUUGCUGGAGUGGUUGAUGGAAGAAACAUCUGGGCUAAUAAUCUUGCUACUUCACUGGAUACAUUGAAUAGUCUUGAGGGCAUUGUGGGCAAAGAUAAACUUGUUGUGUCCACCUCCUGCUCACUUCUUCACACGGCUGUUGAUCUUGUUAAUGAGACCAAGUUGGAUAAUGAGAUCAAAUCAUGGCUGGCUUUUGCGGCCCAAAAAAUUGUUGAAGUAAAUGCAUUGGCUAAGGCGUUGGCUGGUCAAAAGGAUGAGGCCUUUUUCUCUUCUAAUGCUUCUGCUCAGGCUUCAAGAAAGUCCUCUCCAAGAGUGACUAAUGAGGCCGUUCAGAAGGCUGCUGCUGCAUUGAAGGGUUCUGAUCAUCGCCGCGCCACAAAUGUCAGCACUAGAUUGGAUGCUCAACAAAAGAAGCUCAACCUUCCAAUCCUCCCAACUACCACCAUCGGAUCCUUCCCUCAGACUGUUGAACUGAGGAAGGUGCGUCGGGAAUACAAGGCUGGCAAGAUCUCCGAGGAGGAGUAUGUUAAUGCAAUUAAAGAGGAAAUCCGCAAAGUUGUUGAACUCCAAGAGCAGCUUGAUAUUGAUGUCCUGGUACACGGGGAGCCUGAGAGGAAUGAUAUGGUGGAGUACUUUGGUGAGCAGUUAUCAGGCUUUGCCUUCACCGUUAACGGGUGGGUGCAAUCUUAUGGAUCUCGUUGUGUGAAGCCACCAAUCAUCUAUGGUGAUGUGAGUCGCCCCAAGGCAAUGACCGUCUUCUGGUCAUACACUGCUCAGAGCAUGACCAAACGCCCGAUGAAGGGAAUGCUAACUGGCCCUGUCACUAUUCUCAACUGGUCCUUUGUUCGAAAUGAUCAGCCUAGGUCUGAGACCACCUACCAGAUUGCUUUAGCUAUCAAGGACGAAGUAGAAGAUCUUGAAAAGGCUGGUAUUACUGUUAUCCAAAUCGAUGAGGCUGCUUUGAGAGAGGGCUUACCAUUGAGAAAGUCAGAGCAAGCUAACUACUUGGACUGGGCUGUUCAUGGUUUCAGAAUCACCAAUGUUGGUGUGAAGGAUACAACUCAGAUUCACACCCACAUGUGCUACUCUAACUUCAAUGAUAUCAUCCAUUCAAUCAUUGAUAUGGAUGCUGAUGUGAUCACCAUCGAGAACUCUCGCUCUGAUGAAAAGCUCUUGUCAGUGUUCCGCGAAGGAGUCAAGUAUGGAGCUGGAAUUGGCCCUGGAGUGUACGACAUUCACUCUCCAAGAAUACCACCAACUGAAGAAAUUGCUGAUAGGAUCAACAAGAUGCUUGCAGUGCUUGAGCGAAACAUUUUAUGGGUCAACCCUGACUGUGGUCUCAAGACACGUAAGUACGCCGAGGUGAAUCCAGCUCUCACAAACAUGGUUGCUGCCACAAAACUCAUCCGUAACCAGCUUGCCAAGUGAAUGGUGGCACCAAAGUAGAAUUUCAGCAAUCAUCGUGAUUCUGCUGGAUGCACCGAGAAAAGAACAUUUGCUUUUUUGGUUGUUGCAAUAACUGAGUGUUGAAUAUUUAGCGGCUUAGUACACUCUUCCCUGCUUUUCUGUAUUCUUGUGGCAUUGCCUCUAUGUUUAUGUUGAUAUGCAGUUGCAAUAUUCUAUUUUUUUUUCUUCA
This is a messenger RNA of Vigna angularis (adzuki bean), 2785 nucleotides long. RefSeq names its product 5-methyltetrahydropteroyltriglutamate--homocysteine methyltransferase. The transcript has 12 exons. Bases 286 to 2577 code for a protein of 763 amino acids. Gene Ontology annotation, molecular function: 5-methyltetrahydropteroyltriglutamate-homocysteine S-methyltransferase activity; zinc ion binding. The record is from RefSeq and is a predicted model, not a curated record. NCBI's taxonomy places the organism in Eukaryota, Viridiplantae, Streptophyta, Magnoliopsida, Fabales, Fabaceae.